UCUCUUUCCUUCGAAAUUGUGAAAUGGAAAUAAAGAUUCAGUUUAAGAGGCUGACGUUUUUGGUUUAUUUCAAUUUUUAAUUUUCUGCAAUUUUUUUAAUUAAAUUUAGUGGUUGAGUGGCAAAAACCGGACGAGCGGCUCAAUCGGCUCGAACGGUUAACCGCCUCGGCCGCUCUUCAACCGCUACAUAAAACCGGAGCGGCUUUUAGACUGUUUCGAGCCGAUUUUGUGAUCGGCUGACGGCUUUACCGGUCGGGCCGAACGGCUCGGCUCGGCUUUAAUAACACUGGAAAAUCUUCUUACUUAAUUAAUCAUUAAGCUCAUCUAAUAAAUUAACAAUUAAUUCAGAAUGACCACAUCGACCAGAGAAGGAAACAAAUAAUUCAUCUAAUAAAUUAACAAUAAUUCUGAAUAUUUUGUUCCCCAAUCUUCUAUAUCUUAUUCUUACGUUAUUGCUUUGGUCAUCUCUUGGAGAGAGAGAGAGAGAGAGAGAGAGAGAGAGCAAACAUUGUUAAAGACCCCCCAUUUCCUCGUCAAUCCUCCAUUGUCAACUUGGACUUGAAUCAAAUCAAGGCCGAGGAGAGGAAUUAUCAAAGACUUUGAACAGAAAAUUAUACCUCAGAGUCUCCAAUAUUCCGUUUUCACAAGACGCCGGCGCCCGGCCGGCAGGUGGAGACGGCCCUCCUGCCGGUCAAACCAAACCAAUAAUCACAAUGCAUGACGCCCGCCCGCCGGUGAAAAGCGAAAAUGUCUCCGUUACACAAAAAAAAAAAAAAAACGAACCGCCGUAUGUAUGAACAAGCCCAGCUGACCACCAGAUUUACAUAAAUGGAAAUUCAUUUUGGAAGUCUAAAACAAACCGUCUGCCUUAGAUGCGAUCGUUCCUUUGUUUGCUUAUUUACGUUGACUUUUGCCAUAUGAUGGUGAACACGUCGUGAUGUUUCAAUUAAAAAAAAAAGUCUUUUUUUAUAGAAUUCUCGUCAAGAGAAUAUACCAUAAUUAUUUCCCUUUUUAGAACGGGGACGUUUGGGGAUUCAUGUCUUUUGUUACAUAGGAAUACAAAUUUGUUCGGAAUCAAAUAGUUAUUACAUAGCUCAAUGUCGUAGCUGCUCAAUGAUUGAUCUAUCGAUAAAAAGGCUUUUUGUGCUACAAAAAUGACAUUAAUGUUAAAACGAUAUGGAACAAUAAAUAAGAAUGAAAUUGAAGUAUAUUAAGGCUAUCCCACUUCCGAGGCGGAACGUGGAUGAUAAACUUAUCUGGCAUAACACUGCUGAUGGGGUGUUCUCGGUUAAGACGGCUUAUCAUCUGGCAGUUGAGCUUCACAGGAGGAGGGGGGGGGGGGUGGCGGGAGUCGGUGAGUUGGAGGGAUAGGAAAAGCUGGAUCCGGUUGUGGGAAGCUAAGAUCCCUCCAAAGCUUAAAUUAAGUCUUUGUCUGGCAAAUUUUUAAUCGGGCCGCCAACCACAGAGGCGCUCAUUGAAAAGAAGGUUCCCCUGCUGCCCCGGUGUCCGGUUUGCUGGGAGGCCCCCGAGUCGAUGGAGCACUUGUUUCUCUACUGCCCGGUGGCGCGGGCCCUCUGGGACUACUCGGGGUUGGAUUAUUUAGGGGAGGCUUUGCCACGGCACACGUUUCCUCUGUUUCUAAAGCGGAUGCUCUCCCUUGUCCAUGAUUCGUCGCUGUUUAUGGCAAUGGUUGCCAUACUCUGGCGGAUCUGGCGGUCGCGAAACUGGGUUGUCUUUGAAGGCAAACAGUUUGGGAUCCGGCUUUAAUGCGCCAAUUUCACCAGCAAUAUGAGGAAUGGGUGGGGCUGCCGGUUGACCAGCAGCCAAGGAUGUCUUUCCAGGUGGUCCAUCCUGGGACCCGUGUGGAUGACUCUCGGUUGGUUUGCAUGUGGGACGGGGCAACUAGGAGGGGGUCACACUCGGCUGGUGGAAUGGUUCUUUAUGGUCCGGGUAGGACGGUCAUUCGGGCUAAAGCUGUGCAAUUUGCACGAAUAGAUGAGCCGAUGGUGGUGGAGCUGCUAGUGCUGCGUGAGGCUAUCACUUGGUGUUUAGAGUGGGGUUUGGCUGAUGUUCGGUUCGAGGGGGAUGCGAAGGUCAUUAUUGACAAGAUUAAUCAAGCCGAUUCGCGCGGCAAUCACUUGGGGGCAGUCCUGGAAGACAUUUGUCAAUAUUUUGCUGCCCAUCCAGGGUUUAGUGUGCGGUUUGUAGGUCGAGAUAACAAUAGGGUAGCUCAUUCGGUAGCUAGAAAAGCCCUCUCUUUGUACCCGAAUGGGAAUCGCUUGUUUGAUUUCAGAGUCUGGCUGCUUUCCAGAAUGUAACUAUCUUGCUUGAUUGGAGUGAUAUAUGAUAUCUUUUGGAAAAAGAAAAAAAAAGUAAUAACAUAGUCGCCGAACAACUUAAUCACAUUGGUUUUGCUAGCGCUAUUCACUACGGGAAAAGUGGGUUUAUGCAACACUUGUUGUGCAACACUUUUUAAAAGUGUUACAUAAAAUAUACAUAUGCAACACUUAAGUUAUGUGUCGCAUAAUAUAUAUCUUAUACAACACAAAUUACCAACACUAUUUUUUUUUUUGUUACAUAUACCUAACAAUAUGCAACACUUGAGCAAUAAAAUAAAUUAUGUUGU
Molecule: messenger RNA, 2626 nt
Organism: Linum trigynum
Lineage: Eukaryota; Viridiplantae; Streptophyta; Magnoliopsida; Malpighiales; Linaceae
Source: the annotation of a GenBank genome assembly